This is a messenger RNA of Tympanuchus pallidicinctus (lesser prairie-chicken), 3072 nucleotides long. It is a transcript of the gene THBS4, whose product is annotated as thrombospondin 4. Gene Ontology annotation, biological process: cell adhesion. Gene Ontology annotation, molecular function: calcium ion binding. NCBI's taxonomy places the organism in Eukaryota, Metazoa, Chordata, Aves, Galliformes, Phasianidae. Bases 53 to 2914 code for a protein of 953 amino acids. Gene Ontology annotation, cellular component: extracellular region. The transcript has 22 exons. The record is from RefSeq and is a predicted model, not a curated record.
AGCAGAGCGGAGUGGCGCGCCGUCUUCUCGCGCUGCCCGGCCCACGGCCGCCAUGGGGUGCGAGCGCGGCGCCGCCCUGCUGCUGCUGCCCCUUGCCCUGCAGCUCUGCCCGGGCCGUGCUGCGCCGCCCGCGCCUCGAGUUAUUGAUCUUCUUUCCUAUGCCAACAAGAGAGAGGUAACAAGCUUCCUGCAACAAGCACUUGGGGAUCCUAUGCUGAAUGAAGUGUUCUUGCUUUCAGCAUUCAAACUGCAGCCAAAGAGCACAGUCACCGUAUUUGGCCUAUAUUCACCAGUUGAUGACAAGCAGUAUUUUGAGUUUACAGUAAUGGGACGGAUGAACAAAGUGAUACUUCGCUAUCUGAAGAAUGAUGGGAGGUUGAACUCAGUGAUUUUUAGCAACGUACACCUGGCUGAUGGGAAACCCCACACUGUCAUCUUAUGGCUGAGUGGCCUACAGCAGGAAUUCUGUACAAUAGAGUUGUAUCUGGACUGUCUGCAAGUAGGUGCUCUUCAGGAUCUGCCAAAAGCAUUUUCAACUCUAUUGGAGAGAUCAGCAGCAGUAGAGUUGCGCGCCUUCCUGAAGAAACCAGAGGAUACACUGGAUGAGCUGAAGCUGGUAACUGGAGGAACACUUGCCCAAGCAGGAAACCUGCAAGACUGUUUUCUUCAACAGAUUGAAUCUGCUCCUCAGUACACUGGUGAUUUUAAUAGGCAACUGAUGAAUCAGAUGGUGCAAAUGAACCAGAUACUGGGAGAGGUGAAAGACCUUCUCAAACAACAGGUCAAGGAAACAACUUUUUUGAGAAAUACCAUAGCUGAGUGCCAAGCUUGUGGUUUGGGAAUGGUGAAUUUUCCAACUCCGCUUCCUAGGCGUAGCAAACCCAAGUGUGAAACAAGUUCCUGCUUCAGGGGAGUCAGGUGCAUGGAGACAGCUGAAGGAAUUCAGUGCGGCCCAUGCCCUGACGGAUUCACAGGGAAUGGAGUGAUAUGCUCUGAUAUUGAUGAGUGUCAUUACAGCCCCUGCUUCCCUGGAGUGCGUUGUGUGAAUACUGCUCCAGGUUUCCGUUGUGAGACCUGUCCCCCAGGAUAUACAGGACAAACUUUGCAAGGAGUAGGACUCAGCUAUGCCAAGAACAACAAGCAGGUCUGCUUAGACAUUGAUGAAUGUCAGAAUGGUGGGCAUGGAAUCUGUGUUCCAAAUUCUCAUUGCAUAAACACUAUGGGCUCUUAUCGCUGUGGCCAGUGCAAAUCAGGAUAUACAGGCGACCAAAUCAAGGGGUGCCAGGCUGAGAGAAGCUGCAGAAGUCGAGCCCUCAAUCCAUGCAGUGUCCAUGCCCGGUGUAUUGAGGAAAGGCGAGGAGAGGUGACAUGUAUUUGUGGCAUUGGCUGGGCUGGUGAUGGUUAUAUUUGUGGAAAAGAUGUUGACAUUGAUGGCUACCCUAAUGAAGAGCUCUCUUGCCCUGCUGAAAGCUGCAGGAAGGACAAUUGUAGGUUUGUACCAAACUCUGGACAAGAAGAUGCUGAUGAUGAUGGGAUUGGAGAUGCCUGUGAUGAAGAUGCAGAUGGAGAUGGCAUUCCCAAUGAGCAGGAUAACUGUGUCUUGACUCCCAAUGUUAACCAGAGAAAUAGUGAUGAAGAUAUCUUUGGAGAUGCCUGUGAUAACUGCCGCAGUGUCCUGAAUAAUGACCAGAGGGACACAGAUGGUGAUGGGAAAGGAGAUGCUUGUGAUGAUGACAUGGAUGGAGAUGGUAUUAAGAACCUUUUAGAUAAUUGUCAGAGGAUCCCCAACCAUGACCAGGAGGACAAGGACAAUGAUGGUGUUGGUGAUGCCUGUGACAGCUGUCCUACAGUCAGCAACCCAAAUCAGUCAGAUGUUGACAAUGACCUGGUUGGAGAUUCUUGUGAUACCAAUCAGGACAGUGAUGGUGAUGGGCACCAGGAUAGCACAGACAACUGCCCCACCAUUAUCAACAGCUCCCAGCUGGACACAGAUAAGGACGGGCUGGGUGAUGAGUGUGAUGAGGAUGAUGAUAAUGAUGGCAUUCCAGAUCUCUUGCCUCCAGGCCCUGACAACUGUAGGCUAGUCCCCAACCCAGGGCAGGAAGAUGAUAAUGGUGAUGGAGUUGGGGAUGUGUGCGAGUCUGAUUUUGACCAGGAUACAGUAAUUGAUCGGAUUGAUGUCUGCCCUGAGAACGCAGAGAUCACCCUGACGGACUUCAGGGCCUAUCAGACCGUGGUGUUGGACCCAGAGGGAGAUGCUCAGAUUGACCCCAACUGGGUGGUUCUAAACCAGGGCAUGGAAAUUGUGCAGACUAUGAACAGUGAUCCUGGCCUUGCUGUUGGUUACACUGCUUUUAAUGGUGUUGACUUCGAGGGCACUUUUCAUGUGAACACAGUGACAGAUGACGACUACGCUGGUUUUAUUUUUGGCUAUCAAGACAGCUCUAGCUUUUAUGUAGUAAUGUGGAAACAGACCGAACAGACGUACUGGCAAGCAACUCCCUUCAGAGCUGUUGCAGAGCCUGGCAUUCAGCUGAAGGCUGUGAAAUCAAAGACAGGUCCAGGUGAGCACCUGCGCAACUCCCUCUGGCACACAGGGGACACCAGUGACCAGGUGAGGCUGCUGUGGAAAGACCCUCGAAAUGUGGGGUGGAAAGACAAAGUCUCCUACCGCUGGUUCUUGCAGCACAGGCCCCAGAUUGGGUAUAUCAGGGCAAGAUUUUACGAAGGCUCUGACUUGGUGGCAGACUCUGGUGUAACUAUAGACACCACGAUGCGUGGAGGACGGCUUGGAGUUUUCUGCUUUUCUCAGGAAAACAUUAUCUGGUCCAACCUGAAAUAUCGCUGUAAUGACACCAUCCCAGAGGACUUUCAAGAAUUUCAAGCUCAGCAAUUUGGCGUUGGGGAUAUUUAAGGAGUAAAAGCAAACUAGUAUUGCUUUAUUGUUUGCAAUAACAAUGUAUUUUAAAUCCUUAUAUGAUUGUUGUAAGAGUUCACAUUUCAGCUUGUUCUUAUUGAUGUGAUUGUCAGACUUUUUUGUAUAAAAGUGAAAAUAAAAAGGAGACAAAAACA